GAAUAAAGGGCGGCUCCGGGCCGGGCGGCGCGGGCGGCCCACUGGCAGCGCGGACCCAGGCACCCGACCGCGGACCUCGGCGCGGAGCUCGGAGCCCCGCCCGCGGCCGAGCAGGAGCGGCGGCCCCGGGGGCCCCAGCCGCGCGGGACCAGGUGUUCACCUGCUGAGUCCGACACACUCCCCUCCCCGAGAUCGGCAGGGACCCAGAGCCUGAGACCUUCUCCCACUUCUCCAGGUGGGCAGCCUGCCAUGAGGGGGAGAGCCAGCUGAGCUCAUCAGGACGUCUGGAUUUGGCCAGAAGACCGGACCUCUCCCCCUGUCAGGACUUCUCAGAGGUACGGUUGCAUCAGUUAUUGGAUUCCACCCAGUUCCCUCCCGGGGGGUCCUGGGAGAGCGCUUCCUGUGGAGGAGACGACGAGCUAGGUCUGCAGUCAGGUGCCGACCCCGUGCGCCUGAGGCUGUCCUUCUCUCUCUGCGGAUCUUCUCUCACAGAAAGCUCUGUGUCUGUACCAGUGGGAGGGUCACCGCCGCCAGGUCAGAACUGAUUUUGAACCGCUCUGCCAUGACCACGGCGCGGUGCCGGCCCACGUGGGACCUGGCCCUCGACCCGCUGGUGUCCUGCAAGCUGUGCCUCGGCGAGUACCCGGUGGAGCAGAUGACAACCAUCGCCCAGUGCCAGUGCAUCUUCUGUACCCUGUGCCUGAAACAGUAUGUGGAGCUCUUGAUCAAAGAAGGAUUAGAAACUGCCAUUAGCUGCCCGGAUGCUGCCUGCCCCAGACAGGGCCACCUGCAGGAGAAUGAGAUUGAGUGCAUGGUAGCAGCCGAAAUUAUGCAAAGAUACAAAAAGCUACAGUUUGAACGAGAGGUGCUCCUGGACCCCUGUCGGACUUGGUGCCCGGCGUCCACCUGCCAGGCUGUGUGCCAGCUCCAGGAGAUGGGGCUACAGACGCCACAGCUGGUGCAGUGCAAAGCCUGCGACACGGAAUUCUGCUCGGCCUGCAAAGCCAGCUGGCACCCGGGCCAAGGCUGCCCAGAGACCAUGCCCAUCACCUUCCUUCCUGGGGAGACCAGCUCCGCGUUCAAGCUGGAGGAGGACGACGCGCCCAUCAAACGCUGCCCCAAGUGCAAGGUCUACAUCGAGCGGGACGAAGGGUGUGCCCAGAUGAUGUGUAAGAACUGCAAGCACGCCUUCUGCUGGUACUGCCUCGAGUCCCUGGACGAUGACUUCCUCCUGAUCCAUUAUGACAAAGGUCCCUGCAGGAACAAGCUGGGCCACUCCAGGGCAUCUGUCAUAUGGCAUCGGACACAGGUCGUGGGCAUUUUUGCUGGCUUUGGGCUCCUGCUCUUGGUGGCGUCGCCCUUCUUGCUCCUGGCCACUCCGUUUGUACUUUGCUGCAAGUGCAAGUGCAGUAAAGGCGACGACGACCCCUUACCCACCUAGAGGAAGGCGUGAUGCUGGAGCGAGACCCCUGCCUCCGGGAAGCGUGGCUCCCCCACCCCCAUCCCGCCGUCCCCUUCUCACUAAACAUCUUUCUUGCCUUAUGUGCGCCAUUGAGCUUCACAGUGUCACGCCGGAUGCCGUGAUUCCAGGGACCGAUGUUUGCUGAGGCCCCGGGUGCGGUCGCCCAGGCAUGGGGGAGGCAAGGCUGGUGUGGGUCAGACACAGACUCGGUCUCUGCAGACUUGUCCUGGGAGGUGCUGAAUGGAGCACGCCGGGCGGUUUUCUCCCUGCGGCCGUGGACUGGGAACGCUGGUGUUGCCUGAGAGACCUUCUCUGCACGGGUUAUCCAUCUCCGCGUUGCUGAGAGAAGAGGUCUCUUGAGGACCGCAUCUCACUUGAGACGGAAUCCGAGGGUUCUAACUUGAGAAGAGCGCUCUGGUUAUGGCAACUCUUUUUCUUAUUAAUGGCAUUUAGUAAAAUCCUUUUUAGAAGGCCUUUUUUUUUUUUUUUCCUUUCCCAACUGAGUAGUGAAAAAUCAACAAGGUGCAUCUAAACCAUCCUAUGCCUUUCUCGAAAUGUGCAUUUUAAGACGUUCUUGUGAAAUGACCUUUCUGCUCGGCCACUUUUCAGGAGAUUUAGAAAGCCUUAUGUGCUCUUUGGUGUUUUUUUCCUGAAACUCCUAGAGACUUUUGGGAUACGCUGUACGCUGUGUAUUGUUAUAAACACAGACCCUCUGUCUUUGCCUUUCUUUGGGAAUAUGUGUGCAUUUGAAGGAACGCCUCCAUUCUUAGAAUUGCCUUUUGUUUUUCUCUCUCUGGUGAUUCAGCUCACAGGGCCCCUCGCUUCUCACCCAAGAAUCAGAAAAUACUUUUUGAUGUCUUCAGAAGCCAAAUGUUUGACUUGGAAAUAGUUCUGCUGAAAAUGACAAUGGUUUGGCCCCAGGCUCGGUCUCCUCUAGUGAAUGGUGAUAUUGACGCCCAGAGGCCAGGCCUCCAGGCAGGGCUGGGAGAACUCCCCGGGGGCAGGGAGAGAAGCUUCUGGAUUUUCACAGUUUUUGUAAUGACCGAGUUGUUUUGGAAAAAUCAUCUGCCUCGCACAGUUCCAAGUCCUGUAGCUCACUGUCUCUUCCCAGCUGAAAACACCUUCCGUGAGACUUGGCGACUUUGGGGGAUUUAACCACUGGGCCUUUUACAGGCUGUGUGUGACUGUCACCAUGACGCCAGAUCCGUAGGACACGCGGGACCCCAUCAGUUGGACAGUGUGAUCUUUAGAGAAAGUUGACUUUGAUAGGACUUUUUAAAGAGCAAGCUGAUUGCAUGGAACGUGGGACUUUUCUAAACCCAGUAGGGAGGCAGAUGUAGAUUUAUCAUAGCGGAACUCUUUAAACUUACGAAGCAUUCCAGGCAGGAGUAAAGUGAAAACAGAAGCUAACUUGGCUCUCCGCGAUUAGCUCCUUGUGAGCACAGGGGUAGGCGUGGCGGAAUUCUGGAUCCUUGGCGUCGACUUUUGUGUCUCGGGUCCUGGUUUACCUUCCUGUAGAGAAAUGUUUUUAUUUCUUAGCAUUUCCUAGGUCAGGAGAAACAGAAGCACCUCCCUCUUCCCCUCUGGCAUUUUGUUUUUUAACCUGAAGCCAUUUAGGGAGCCAGCCUGUGUCAAAAUUACAUCGCAGAAACUCCUUCUUCUAAUUGCAAUGUGAAAACUCCGUAACUGAAUAAGAUUGGGGACCAUCUUUUUUAUGAAGCCUGGGCAUUGGGUUCUUGUAGUGUUGGCACUAGGUGUUGGCACAGGACCUGGCAGUAGAGUGGCUUUUCUGGAGAAGGUGACCAGGCCAUGAUCCUGAAGUUGAGGCUGAUGACCCAGGCUUGAGACGUCAUUGUGAUGUGUGAGUUUGCUGGGCUCUCCAGGGCCCUUUAAAAUUUGCAUGGAACACAGCAGGCUGGUGGCCCAUGUCCAGUGGUCCAUGGCAGGCUUUCGCCAGCCAGGUCAUCCUGCCUGGACUUGCUGCUGCCCCUUGCACAGGUCCACCCAGGAGUGCCCUCUCCUUGGGGGUGGGAACCAGAGCCUUCGGGAAGGCUGCACUCCCCGGGUCAGGGUUCAGGUCCCUUCAUUCCUAGCUGAUCGGGCCGUCUGUCCAUCCUGGAGGCAUCCAGGAGCGAAUCAUGCUCAUCCCAACCCCAGACAUCCCUGUGUCUUCGCCUCUGACACGUCCAUAGCUCGUGGUUUGGCCCAGGUGGGAGCCACUGCGUUUCUGGCCAGGGCCAGAGCAGCACCUGCUUGCCUCGAGUAUUUGCACCGAGUGUGCCUCGGGGGCACCGUUUGAUGUAGUCAUGAAACAGAACUGUCCAUUCCCUGGAAAAGCACCAGUGGGAUCGCACAGAGAUCCUCAUAUAAACUUGCAUCACUGCACCCCCUCCCGCAUCCACCCCCCCCCAUCAUUUCUCUCAGUGGGGAAGGCCACCCUGUGGUUCACAGGCAUGCGGGAGGAACCAGGCUUGAUGUCACAUGUACCGGGACGUGGGAAGAUGGCCCGAAUCUUGGAUGUUGACCUUGACUCUCACUCCCAGGAAAACCUGGGGAUUUGAUGCUUAGAGGGCAGCCUCAGUCCUGCGGUUCAGUGCAGGGCGUCAUCAUUGAAAAUGACACUUUCACAGAUGGCUUUCAUGCUGACCUCUGGAAGUGCACAUCUGUUUAUUCAAAGACCUUUAGAUCCUGGGGAGGGGGGAAGAGGACCCAGAGACGGACUGUAGCUGCCUUUGCUGCUGUCGGUGUGGGGCUGCAGAGGGCACGGUUGUCUGAGUCCCCUUGGUGACUGGCCAUUGGCCACGCCUGGCCUCUGAGCCUGGCCAGCCCAGCUCACCAUCGUCACGGGGGCCAGCACCUUCAGAAGUGCCCUGUCGAUGCUCACUUGGCAGAGGCUGACCGAGUGCCUGAGCAGAAGCAGAAGCUUUGAUUGGCAUUGAACUCCUGCCCCAGUCAGUGCUUCCUCCACCCCCUGGGGUAGCUGCAGACAGAGGACCGGACAUCUGCCUCUUUUGGCAUCUUUGUAAAGGGAAAUACAUCCUCCUUACAGCAUAUUAUUCCAUAAACUCCGGACAGGGCCAAUUCCUGAUUAGAGCACAGGGCCCCCCGGGGAGGGGGUUACUGGAUAUGCAGAAAUUCCUCCGAGAGGAUUUCAUCUUUCUCACCCCCCGUGUUACAAAAGUUAAAAGUUACUUUGCAAAUUAUGAGAGGGCAUUUUCCCUCGGUUGUCUUAAAAAAAAAAAAAAAAAAAGAUUAGAGGAUUGGAAAGAACCAGGGUGGGCUUUUUGUAUAUUUCUCUGAUUCUCAUUUAUUAAUAAGUAACUAUCCCUGUAUAUACAUCUAUAUCUAUCAAUCACAGUGAAAUCAUCAAGGGAAAACAUUUGCAUGUAUAAAGCUUCCUGAAGGUCUCUUUUAAAAAAAAAUACCAAAGCUUGUUUAUUCCUUAUCAUUAACCCAAGAAGCCCUUAUGAAGAAUACACAAAAUGAAGAGAUAUGACUGGUAUUGUCAAAAAUCCCAGCUGGAAAGAAGGGGCUGCAUUGAAGCAGAAGGGCUGGUGUGUCCUGUUUGGGUGCACACAGCCCGUGGGCUCCUCUCCCUCGGUUUGCAGAAUCCUGUCUUCCAAGAUAUGCCAGCAGCUUUCAGGUAGGGGGUAGGUACCCCACCUUCCCUUCAUUCCGUGCUCAUUUUGCCAUGGGUGUAUUUUAAUCUUGUGUAAAAAUAUGCAUGAAUGAGUCAUGCAGAUGUGUACAUUCUGUAUGUGACAAGCAGUGGUAAACAACAACAAAAAAAAUCAAAACCAGGUUUGGAGUGUGUUUCUGAAAUGUCAGUACCUUUUGUGCCACUAACGCUGUGAUGUAUAAAAGAGCUGUUUGAAUGCCUUUUAAUGUGGUGUUUUGUACUUUGGUAUCAUAUGGGCAAGUCUGAUUUGUAAUUUCAAUACAUAUUUUAAGUGUAUUGUGUCUUAUGUAAUUUGUCCCCCCUUUAGAAGGGAUUUCUUUUUAAAGAUAUUUUGGCUGGAAUACAGGUUACUUUUGUAAACCC
This is a messenger RNA of Phacochoerus africanus (Common warthog), 5504 nucleotides long. It is a transcript of the gene RNF144A, whose product is annotated as ring finger protein 144A. Bases 563 to 1441 code for a protein of 292 amino acids. The record is from RefSeq and is a predicted model, not a curated record. Gene Ontology annotation, molecular function: ubiquitin protein ligase activity; zinc ion binding; ubiquitin conjugating enzyme binding. The transcript has 10 exons. Gene Ontology annotation, biological process: protein polyubiquitination; ubiquitin-dependent protein catabolic process; positive regulation of proteasomal ubiquitin-dependent protein catabolic process. NCBI's taxonomy places the organism in Eukaryota, Metazoa, Chordata, Mammalia, Artiodactyla, Suidae. Gene Ontology annotation, cellular component: Golgi apparatus; ubiquitin ligase complex; cytoplasm.